Messenger RNA from Trichogramma pretiosum, 847 nucleotides. RefSeq names its product turripeptide OL11-like. The record is from RefSeq and is a predicted model, not a curated record. The transcript has 3 exons. Bases 85 to 330 code for a protein of 81 amino acids. NCBI's taxonomy places the organism in Eukaryota, Metazoa, Arthropoda, Insecta, Hymenoptera, Trichogrammatidae. Gene Ontology annotation, molecular function: protein binding.
AAGACUAGUUAUCAUCGUUUGGGCACAUCAUUGCAGGUGUUUCGAUUCCGAUAAAUUUCUUUGUUUUUUACUGCCGUUUUCAAGAUGACAAAAUUAUUCGUUGUUUUGUGUGUGUUGAUGAGUAGUUUUUUGAUAAUUCAAGGAACAACUAUAAGAUUUAGAGAAAAGGGGGAAGCUGACAAUAACUGUGAUUGUAUUACAACCUACGAAUUUUUACCAGUUUGUGGGUCCAAUGGAAAAAGUUAUCCAAAUGAGGGUACCUUGAAAUGUGCUAACGAGUGCGAAGGAGGCAAUAUUCAGGUCCGUCACAAAGGACUGUGUCAAGAAUAAACUUCUACUUACGAUUUUUUUUAAUUUUAUAAACUUAAAAUAAUAUUGUUACAACUCUGGAAGAUUUUAAUACUUUUGUAAACCUUUAUUCCAGUUCAAAUCGUGACAUUUUAUAACUGUUAAUGACAUUUUAAAGACGUUAUGCACGUUUAAAAAAUGUACAAUAAUUGAAAAUGUUAAUAAAUAUUUAAGUUGUUUAGUAUUAUUGGUGUCCAUAACAAUAUCUUCAAAUGUGAACAGUGAGAAAAAUUAUAGCCCAAUAAUCAAAAAUAUAAAAAGGGCCAAUAACUGCUAUGAGAAAAUACAAUAGCUCGUUAUCAAAUUACCUAUAAAUUAUAACCGUCAACAUUUUAAUUUACCUCUUUGUUUUUAUGUACGAAGUAGUUCAAAUCUUUUACAAACAGUAUAUACAUGGUAUGUUUAUUGUUGUCACAAAAACCCGCUGCCAAUCCAAUGGCAAAGUGCUUCCUCCUGAUUUUUAAGUAUUAAAGCUAAUAAAACAAUUGCCAAACUGAAA